Messenger RNA from Betta splendens (Siamese fighting fish), 2737 nucleotides. Its product is annotated as probable polypeptide N-acetylgalactosaminyltransferase 8. Gene Ontology annotation, cellular component: Golgi apparatus. The transcript is spliced from 10 exons. Bases 54 to 2075 code for a protein of 673 amino acids. The record is from RefSeq and is a predicted model, not a curated record. NCBI's taxonomy places the organism in Eukaryota, Metazoa, Chordata, Actinopteri, Anabantiformes, Osphronemidae.
GUUUUUGCCGCUGAACCUGUUCGUUCACUAACCCAACUUUGCUCUGCGCUUAUAUGCGCUGCCCUGCGCCGCCGCGCAGUGUUGCGGCACUUGUCGGUCAGUGCGCAUAUGUCAGCAUGAGGGCAUUGUGGUUCAAGAGGCCCCUCGUCGUCCUGGGGGGCGUCGGGAUUUUUUUCUACUUUGGCUUCUUUCUGAAUAGAGGAUCUGUCACAAGCUGGACCGGCGGAGGAGAGACGCACGAAGCGGUGCGGAUGAGCAGGAGCUUCUCGGACCUGGAGGCGAGCCUCAGCAACCUCACCAACAUAAUCCGAGCCUUCGAGAAAAAGCAGGACGCCAUACAGAAGAUGGUGGAGGACAACAGAGAGAGAAGAGCUGCAGAGCUUGGUCAAAAGCAGAACAAACAACCCGAGGCGGAUGCCCAGGAGGAGAAGAAGCCUCCCAAAGACAGCAAGUCCAGUAAAGUCUUCCCCAACUCCCCUCUGUUCAAGCAGUGGGGGGAGAAUCUGUCCGAGGACGACCAAAGAGAGGCACAGGAUCUGUUUGAGAAGUACGGCUACAACGUCUUCCUCAGCGACCGCCUCCCUCUGAACCGAGCUCUUCCAGACACCAGGGAUUCAAGAUGCCUGAAGAAGAGCUACCCCAAGGACCUGCCCAGUCUGAGCGUGGUGCUGAUCUACCUCAACGAAGCCCUGUCCAUCCUCAAACGAGCACUGCGCAGCAUCAUCGACCGCACGCCCAAGGACCUGCUGAAGGAGAUCGUGAUGGUGGACGACAACAGCAACAAUGAGAACCUGAAGGGGGACCUGGACUCGUACGUGAAGAUGCUGGAGCAGCAGCACCCGACGGUUCGCUUCGUCAGGGUGAGGCACACCGAGCAGCGGGGGCUCGCCUACGCCAGGGCCUCCGGGUGGAGAGCCUCCUCCGCCGACGUGGUGGCCAUCCUGGACGCUCACAUCGAGGUCCACGACAUGUGGGCAGAACCUCUGCUGACACAGAUCAAAGGCGACCGCACCGUGGUGGUGUCCCCUGUGUUUGACAGGGUCAACUUCGAUGACCUCCGGGUCAUUCGCUACGAGCCGGCGGCGCACGCCUUCGACUGGGCCUUGUGGUGCAUGUACGAGGGCUUUACUCCAGAUUAUUACAAGCUGAAAGACGGCUCUCUGCCUGGGAAGAGUCCGUCUGUCAUGGGAAUCUUUGUUGCUGAAAGGAAGUUCCUGGGGGAAGUUGGAGUCCUCGAUGAAGGGAUGAGAGUGUACGGUGGGGAAAACGUUGAGCUGGGAAUUCGCGUGAGUGAUCGGCCUCUGUCUGGACUUGGGUCAAAACCGUUUGCUUGUGCUGUAAAUCAUGACGUUGAUCCCACGCCGAAGGUGUGGACGUGCGGCGGCAGCGUCGAAGUGGUGCCGUGCUCCAAGAUCGCCCACAUCGAGCGAUACCACAAGCCGUACAUGCGGGACCUGGGUCCCGCCAUGAAGAGGAACGCCCUGCGAGUGGCCGAGGUCUGGAUGGAUGAAUACAAGCACAACGUCAACCUGGCGUGGAACUUGCCAUUCGAGAAUCACGGAUUUGACAUAGGAGACGUCUCUGAAAGGAAAAAACUCAGAGAGAAGUUGAAGUGUAAACCUUUUAAAUGGUACCUGGAAAACGUGUAUCCAAAGCUGGACCCGUGGGACGACCUCGUGGCCUACGGGGGGCUGAAGAACAUUAAUGCUAGUAUGUGCAUAGAUCAAGGCCCACAACCAGGCCACACGCCCAUUGCCUACCCCUGUUACUACUAUGGACCACAAAUUACUUAUUACCGUAAAAGCGGUGAACUGUAUGUUGGUGGCAUCAAGUCCCACAAAUACAACGACAACAGGUGUUUAACCGACGUCAACAAUAAAGACACGGAGCCUGGUCUGUACCCCUGCAAAGAGGCUAUGCAGAAAGGAAUGGGAAUAUACUGGGACUUUACUCAGGGCAAGACAAUAAAAAACAGACAGACAAAUCGAUGUUUGGAAAUUAAAAAUAAGAAACUUCUAAUACAGGAGUGUUCUGGUCAAGUGUGGGAAAUUCAGAACCUAAUUAAACCUUUUUGACGUGACUGUUAACACUUCUCUGCAGAAGUAUUGGACUGUAUAUGAUGUGAUGUAAGUAGCACCAAAAAAAUAAAAUGAUAAGUUUUGUAGAAUAUUCUCACAUUCUUUUGACUAAGGCUCAAAAAUAGUUUUUGUACCAGACUGUGAAACGUUCGAAUAGAUUUCUAAUGACAAAAACACAUCAUGUCUUCCUUUCAUCUUGUUCUGAAACGAUGAUUUAACCUGGUUGUAAUAAAAACAGGUCACUCAGGACAAACUGUUCAGAAGCAGCUGAUAGUAACACUAACACAAUAAAAGACAAAGGAAUAAAAGCACAGUUGAGAUUAGGAAAUGGGUUACAACUUUACCUUUGAGGUCGUUUAUUUUUAUGUUAUACUCUAUAUGUAGCGUAUAAUAUUUGUUAAUUAUUUUAUAAUAAUAUAUAAUAAUUUAAUAAUAAAUAAAAAAUAUUUUUUAAAUAAUUAAAAAUUAUUUUUACGGUGGUGGUUUAAUUAAAGAAAUAAAAUCUCCUGAAUUUCAGAAAUAGUAAAGAAUGUGUUUUCUUAAGUUAUUGGUUUACUGUAAGUAGAUGUAAACACGGUUUCAAAUAUUUUUAUUUGUGAAAACUGAUACUUGUAAAUAGCUUUAACGUAUUUUAAAUAAAAGUCUUUUUAAACAACUAA